Molecule: messenger RNA, 2697 nt
Organism: Onthophagus taurus
Lineage: Eukaryota; Metazoa; Arthropoda; Insecta; Coleoptera; Scarabaeidae
Product: putative leucine-rich repeat-containing protein DDB_G0290503
Source: RefSeq, a predicted model, not a curated record
CUUUUUAAACCUUGUAAAUAACGAAAGAGGCAUCUAUAAAAAAAUAAAACAUCUAUACUAUAAAAGGCCAUUAAAUCUAUUACUUAAUUUUCUUAAUUAAUUAAAGAAUUAAGAAAUUUCGUUCGAAACAAACCCAAGGAAUGAAAAUGAAUGAAUACAAACAAAUAAACCAUUAGGGGGAGGAGUAAUAAGGAACGUCGCGAAGCGCGUUAGAUGGGAAUUCCUGGGCAAGAAGCCAUCUAAGAAGUCGAUUUUACGAUUAAGCCGCGCGUUUGAUUCGAAUUGCUACCAAGCUUCUCCGUUCGGCUCGACGCUCAGCAGAAAUAUACUUUGCGACAGAAAUAAAACGUGAAUAAACAACAACAAAAAAAGGAGGAUAUUGGCGUAGUAACCACACUGAUUUGAGUCAUUACUGUCUGGUAAUGUUCAAGAAACCGCCUUGACGGCCGCCGCUUUAUCUAUAGACGUUCUCAUAUAAGAGAGCCAUCGCAGUGGAUCAUCAUCAUCUUGCGCCGACGAACUCAAAGUGAACACAACUAUUCGCUUUUAUUGAACGUCUCUCGGUUUAGAUCGAAAUCAAAGUGUAUUGAAAGAGAAAUUAAAAAAGGAAGGAAAAAUAAACAUUCAAAAUGAAUGAAGUGUGUUUAGUGAGUUUAGUUCUCAUUAUGAUUAUUGGUAGCUCGUACGGAAAUUCUUUGGAUACAAGAGGGCAAACGAAGAAGUUCCAAAAUUCUCUUAACCAACAGAAUUUACAAACACUUUUAACAUCAAUAGAAGAAAGAUUAAGAAAUUUAGACAGCGUAUACUCCACGCAAUAUUCGCCAAGUGUAGAGGGUCGAUUGGCUCAUUUCGGUCGAAAAUUAGAAGGGAUAGAAGCGAAAAUAACAAGAUUAGAGACCAUCUUGUCAAAUGAAAUGGAAAAGCUCCUCGAAACGAUAAACGGAAGGCGCUUUAAAGAUGAUAUCGCCAACGACCACGUAAUUAGAAAGAUAGACAACGCCUACGAACGUUUGAGUCAUAGAAUGGUGUACAACGAAGGUAAAAUUGAUAUGAGCGAAAAGAAACUGGAGAAUAAACUUAACACCAUCCUUAGUAAAUUAGAUAAAUUAGAGGAUAAUUUAAUGGUUAGAGAAUCAGAUAUGCAAGAAGAAUUAUCUGAAGUUUUUACUUCCAUUGAGGAAGUUAAAACGCAAUCGGAUAAUGUUUUAGAAAAAUUAGAAAAUGUAACAAGAAGUUUUUCGAAGAACUCUGCAAGAUCGUUUGAUGAAAAUACAGAAGAUUUUGGAAAAGAUAUAAAAAAACAACUUGAAAUAAUAACCGAGAAGAUGGUUAAUUUCCAUGAAUAUUCAUGGGGCACGCACAGUCGAAUAGAAAAUUAUGUAAGAAGCAUUGGUUUAGUAACAAAUCAGAGUCGAUAUGAAGUUCAAAGUGGUUUAAGAGCGUUAACAAUAGAAGUUGGUCGAAUGGCUGGAAAUCAUCACUUAGUUGAUAAUUCGAAAGGUAGAGAAAAAUUAGAAGAAUUAGAAAAGAAAAUGGAUAAUAACUUUAACAGCGUAAUGUCGGCGCAAAACACCUUUCUAGAAAGCUGUUAUAGAGUGCAAAAAGAUGAAGCCCAACUAGAAUCGAAAAUUGGCGAAGUUCUUGAGAAAUUAUUAGAAACUUUUUCAGAAAAAACAGUUGUUGAACCAAAAGAUGUAAGAAGAAUAGAACAAAUUUUAAAAAACCACGACCAAUACAUGAGAAAAUCAACAGUCGAUACAAUAAAAACCGUCGCUUCAUUACUUCAGAAAGACUACAACUUCGAGAAAAAGUUUGACAACACCCUAUCCGCAAUAACAAGCAGUUUAGAAACGUUACAAAACUCGAUAAACGAGCAAAACACCGACGACUCGUUCGACGAAAAACUCGAGGAGAUAAUAGCGUCGUUAAAAGACUUACAAAGCCUAUCCAUCGACAUUAACACCAACGUUAAAACGAACGUGCGAGAAACUUUUCCGAACGCCCAAGAAAUAAAAUCACUCAUUGACAAUUUAAAAUUGCAAUCAAAGGAGGAAAUGAUCAAAGAAAAUUUCGAGGGUUUAAAUCGCAUUUUGGAGGACAUCAGAUAUAAAAUAAUCGUUUCUAUGAAUCAAAUGGAAACGAAACAUCCCCAGAUCUUUAAUAACACAAAUUUAAUCAUUUUUAAUGACACCAAGGUUCCAGUUAAUUGCCUUGAUCUUCCGAUCGAUGUACGAUAUCGUUUAAAUUGUAUUAACACCACGGGAAUAGAUUCGAUCGUUUUUCCUAAUGAUUCAAAUAACACCUCGAUUAAUUGCUUAGAUUUACCGAUUGAUGUACGAACAUCAAUUAAUUGUACUAAUGGAAAUGAUGGAGAUGUUAAUCCAUUAAAUGGUACACAAGAAAAUAUUAAUCAAGGAAACGUAUCUGAAGAAAACGUUACUCAAGGAAAUGUAAUUCAAGACAAUCUUCCUGAAGAAAACAUAACGCGAAAUCCUAGAAUUGAUCAAUUAAUUAAUGAUAUUUUUUUGAGAAAUUUUACAAUUUCCACAAAUAUUACUGAUUUAGCUACAACAUUAAUCAAUAAUUCUACAGAUAAUGUAAAUAAUGUUAAUAUAACCAAAACGAAUUAAAAAUUUUAUUUACUAAUAUUGUUUAUUAAAAGUGAUUUAUUCUGUAAUUAAAUGUUGUGUUGCAAAA